AUGUCAGACACACUGAACGCUGCGGACACCCCGCAAACAUCCGCCGACCAGCCUGUUGCAGAUGCGCCCGUGCCUGCCCCUGCGCCUGCUCCCGCACCUGUGCUCGCAUCUGUGGAUGUUCCCGACGAUGGAACAAAGAUAGCCAUUGGAGAACCCGCGGCGGCCAAAGAGCUCGCUCCCACCCCCUCAACGGAUCUAACGUCAACCUUGGAGACGGCUGCCGCUACUGGUGACGUGCUGAUGCCCGAUGCGCCCACUGGCGACAACGCGCCGUCGCCCGCUCCUGCUCCCCAGCCCUUCACCCCUACUGUUGCCAGCCCUAUGCCUCGUACGACUACGCCCAGUCGUGCCGUCAAUGGCAACCACGAUAAGGAACCUGGCAGCUCCCGCGCCGGCUCGGUCCAUCCUGACCCAGGUUUCACAAUGCCUGACAAGGCUGCUUCCCACGGCGAUCCCGUCCGCCAGUAUCUCAACAACAAUGUCACGACUGUGCUGCUUGACGGCAUGAAACAGAUUGCGAAAGACAAACCCAAGGACCCCCUUCGAGUUCUGGGCAAUUACCUCAUCCAGCGAUCCAAGGAACUCGAGCAGACAGACAAUUAAGUCCUGCGACACAUAAGGCUGUAUAAACGAGGCGGGCGCAAAGAUAUGAGAAGAAGGAGGGCAGCAAUCAACUGUAGCAUGGACCAGACGGGCGGCGAGGUCGGCAAAUGGCCAUCGGACAGGCGUUCAAAGGGGGGGUCAAAAGGGGCGCCGAGCAUACAUGUCACGCGCGAGAGAUACCCAUAGGCAUAUGUUAACUUGAGGGCGGCAUUAUUGAAUUGAGGUGCCGAGAAUCGUUUUGCUUUCAUUUCAACGAAGUCUCUGACUAUCAUGAUCGUCGUGACGACCAGAAGGAGCAAGCUGCGCUGCCGAAAAUGCAGUUUCCUAACCCCAACUCCAUGACCACCGUAAUUUUUCCUCCGCUGGAACGUUCGUCUGGGCCCGCUGUCCGGGCC
This is a messenger RNA of Verticillium dahliae VdLs.17, 998 nucleotides long. RefSeq lists its product as uncharacterized. Lineage: Eukaryota; Fungi; Ascomycota; Sordariomycetes; Glomerellales; Plectosphaerellaceae. The transcript is spliced from 3 exons. Bases 1 to 603 code for a protein of 200 amino acids. The record is from RefSeq and is a predicted model, not a curated record.